AUGGCAGGAACGAUUCGGCGGGAAACGCUCGACGAGACGCUGGACGCUAUUGUGGAACACGAUGUCCACCAUUUACAAUAUCAUGUGCCUGCAGGACUGUCGCUUGCGGAGGUUCGUAAGGAGAUGGACACUCGACAGAUUACGAUCUCAGCACUUUCUGGGACUUACAACAUGAUUGAUCCCGAUGUUGCGAAACGACACGCUGGAUUGCAGAUGUUGCGCUCUGUCGCAGCGCAAUGUGCUCCGAUGGGUACAUCGGUGAUUACGAUCUGCACUGGCUCGCGUGAUCCGGAUAGCAUGUGGCGCGCGCACCCUGAUAACAAUACACCAGGAGCAUGGCGUGAUCUCGUUGAAUCUAUGAAGCAGGCACUGGAAGUCGCCGAGGAAUACGAAGUGACGCUCGCACUUGAACCCGAAGUGGCGAAUGUGGUCGAUUCCGCACAGAAGGCACGUCGUCUGAUUGAUGAGAUGCAAUCACCGUACCUGAAGGUUUGUAUGGACGGCGCGAAUAUCUUCCACAAAGGUGAACUGCCGAAGAUGCGCGAAAUCCUCGAUGAGGCGUUUGCACUGCUUGGGGACGAUAUUGCAUUGGCACACGCGAAAGACUUGGAUCGCGACGGACAGGCGGGACACCUCGCCGCUGGGACAGGGUUGUUGGACUAUGAUCAAUAUCUCGGUCUGCUAAAGGAGAGUGGUUAUGACGGCGGGGUAGUGUUGCACGGGUUGUCGGAAGAGCAGGUGCCUUAUUGUACAGGGUUUUUGCGUGAGAAAAUCGCUGCGCUGUAG
This is a messenger RNA of Geodia barretti, 786 nucleotides long. NCBI's taxonomy places the organism in Eukaryota, Metazoa, Porifera, Demospongiae, Tetractinellida, Geodiidae. The record is from the annotation of a GenBank genome assembly.